UUGGUUGCUCUUUUACUUUCUUCUUCAUAAAUGACCCCCUCUAUCUCUCUCUCUGUUACAAAAUUUAUUAAAUUGGUUUUGGAAUUGAAGGGGUUCACAUUCACUCUCUCUUUCUUGAUCUCUGGUUCUCUUCACUGUUAUGAAUCCUACUUUUGGGGUUCCUUGCCAACUAAAUCUUGAUGGAUUUUGGUGAGCAAUAGCCUUGAUUUUUGUGAAGGAAUGGAGAACUCGCACGAGAAUGGGUAUGGAGUGGCUGAGAAUGGCCAGAGUCUCAUGAGGCACUCUACUUAUCAGCCAGGAUUUAAGCUAUCUUUACAAUGGUUAGAUUUGAGAGUGUUUUAUGUUAGAAUUAGCAAAUGUGAGCUUGAUGAUUUGACCGCCGAGUACCUCACGGUGAACCAUGUUCCGCUGAAUCGCGAUACACUUUUGGAAGUGAAUGGUGCACGGACUGGAAUUUAUUCUGAUGGGGUAUCCACUGUACUCAGAAGAGAUAGGUACGAUAAGAAAUCCGAGGAGGUCACUUUUGUUAGUACGGAUAGUAUAAGUAUGACAGGAAGUGUGAGAUUUGAGGUUUACGAUAGGGAUGUUGUUGUGUUGUAUGGCUCAUUAGAACUAUGUAAUAGCAAUGGGUUUAUCGGUGAAUCUGAAAAUCAUGGUCAAUCUUGGAGCAUCAAUUGUGAAACAGAUGUGCUUGCUGGCUCUAGUUCUAGCUUUCUUAAAGGAAACCAACACCUCGGUACGGAUUUGGUUUCUCCUGUAAUUGAAGUUUAUGUGGCUGGUUGUUUCUCAGGGAAACCAAUUAUACUGACAAGGACCUUAGAACUCGGACACCGGAAGAAGCAACAAAGGCAAGGAAUGCUGGAAUCUAUACCAGAAUAUGAGGCAACCGAAAGCCAGUACCAUAUUUCCUCUUCAUAUGCAAUGCAGGUUACAGAUCAUGAAAGACAGAAACAAGAGCAUGAUGAAUAUAAUCAUUACUCAAGGAUGGAAUAUAUAGAAGGUGAAGAUGGGGAAUUAUCCUGGUUCAAUUCUGGUGUAAGAGUUGGUGUUGGAAUUGGCCUUAGUGUUUGUGUUGGUAUUGGUAUAGGAGUCGGGCUUCUUGUUCGUACCUACCAAGGAACUUCCAACUUCAGAAGGCGUCUAAUAUGAAACCUGCUAACUUGAUGAUUUUGACUGAUAACUUUCUCUGAAACUAAGUGCUGAUGAUGCAAGGUGAUAUAGGAUCCUCUUGUAAGCAGAAAUGUUUAUGCCCUUUCUCCAUUUCUUCCUGAACUGGUCUUUUAUAAAACUCCCAGCAGUAACGAAUAAAACUUGAAUCUUGUGUACUUGAGCUACAGUAUAGCCUUAGACCUUGUUGCUAACUACCGAUACUCACUUGUUAGAACAGUCUUCACUGAAUCAUAUUUCUCAUAGGUCUGCUGUCAUUUUUUUUUUCUUUUGUCAGUAAUUCUUAGGUCGGUCUUCUAUUGGUGUUAUAACAUGGUCAAAUGUAUCAGUGAACGUUCCACCGUCUGUUCAAAGGUUUUAAUCUAAUUGAAUAUCAGAUUACUGUU
Solanum stenotomum is the source of this 1553-nucleotide messenger RNA. RefSeq lists its product as uncharacterized. The coding region runs from base 220 to 1149 and encodes 309 amino acids. The record is from RefSeq and is a predicted model, not a curated record. The transcript has 3 exons. Gene Ontology annotation, molecular function: phosphoglycerate dehydrogenase activity. NCBI's taxonomy places the organism in Eukaryota, Viridiplantae, Streptophyta, Magnoliopsida, Solanales, Solanaceae.